Poecile atricapillus (Black-capped chickadee) is the source of this 1119-nucleotide messenger RNA. Its product is annotated as hepatic lectin-like. The coding region runs from base 112 to 1113 and encodes 333 amino acids. The record is from RefSeq and is a predicted model, not a curated record. Lineage: Eukaryota; Metazoa; Chordata; Aves; Passeriformes; Paridae. The transcript has 9 exons.
CGGAUUAAAUUUUAACCCUCUGGAGGGGGAGGGGGAGCCGGAACAUUCUCGGGAUCAUUCCCGGAUUUCUCCCGUGGUCCCUGAUCCCAAAAAUCCCCAAAAAAUCCCGGGAUGGACGAGGAGGAGCUCCAGGACGACCUGCGCGUGUUCUCAGGCCGUUCCGUGCUCCCUCCGUGGCUCCGUUCCUUCCCGGCCGUGUACCUGGCUCUGGCUCUCAGCUCCCUGCUCCUGCUGCUCCUCAGCUCCCUGGCGCUCGCCAGAGUUUCCUCCAUUUCCUCCCAACUCCAGCAGGAGCUGCUGGGGCAGAAUUUUUCUGACCGGGAUUCCUUCCUGUUCCCGUGCGGGCCGGAUUCCCGGGAAUGGGAAUAUUUUGCCGGGAAUUGUUAUUAUUUCUCGCUGGCGCGGCUGAGCUGGGGGCGGGCGCGGGAGCGGUGCCGGGAGCGCCGGGCUCAGCUCGUGGUCAUCGGGAGCUUCCCUGAGCAGCCUCAGCAGUUCCUGAUGUCCCGGACUCGCAACGAGCGCUUCUGGAUCGGCCUCACGGACGAGAAUUCCGAGGGAAAAUGGGAAUGGGUGGACGGCAGUGACUACGGAUCCGCCUUCACAUUUUGGGGGGAUGGGGAACCCAACGACAGCGGCAGCAACGAGGAUUGCGCUCACCUCUGGAUCUCCGGCCGCUGGAACGACGUGCGCUGCUCCUUCGAGUGUUUCUUCAUCUCCUCCGGGAUGAAGCCGGAGGCGGCUCCGUCCUGCCUGGAGCAGAAAACGCCGCUCCCGAAAUUCGCCGUUAUUCCCGAUCUCUGCUCCGGCUGUGGCUCCGUGAUCCGGGAUCGUUUCCUGCUCCGCGUUAACGAGCGCUCCUGGCACGAGCGGUGCCUUCGCUGCUGCGCCUGCGGCCUCGUCCUGGCUGGGAAUUCCUGCUUUUCCCGGGAAUGUCGGAUCUACUGCCGCCACGACUACCUCAGGCUGUUCCCUCGGCGCUGCAGCCGCUGCCGGGGGGCUCUGGGCGGCUCCGAGCGCAUCCAGAAGGUUCUGGAAUUCCUUUUCCACGAGCGCUGCCCCCAAAUCCCCCUUUUAUCCCCCAAAUUCCCAUUUCUCCCUCCCAAAAUCCCCUGAUUUUCC